UGCAGGAUCCUGCCCACAGUCACAGGCGCCGGCCAGCAGACACGCACACACAGUGAGCAGGUAGAGAGGUGCUGAGAGUGUUCCCGGCUACUCUCAGGAGUCUACUUGUUGAUUCUCUCCAGGUGGGGACUGGACGUGAUAUCUGUGUGAAACAACUAUAUGUUCUCAACAUGUUGGUGCGCAGAUCAUGAUGCCUCUAUUAGUUCAUAAAGGCUGGAGAUUUCAACGGGCAAGUUUCAACGCGUUUACUCCUGAAAUGUUACUGAUGUCCAUGGAUGAGGCGAAUCGGGAUAUACGGACCACACCCGCAGGGGAAGAGGACGGACCCUGAUGAGGCCAUCUGCAGGACCAUGUCUUUAUAAUCCACCGGACUGUAUCUUUCAGUCUUUCCAAGCGACGGAGUGACUUGAACGAAGAUGCUGAAAGGUGGGGUUCGGUCGGGCGCCAUGCCCCCGGACACGAUGGACAUUAUCCGGAGCAAGACUCAGUCCCGCCGGGUAAGGCUGAACGUCGGGGGGCUCCUCCACGAAGUCCUGUGGAGGACGCUGGACAGGCUGCCCCGCACCAGACUGGGGAAACUGAGAGAUUGCAACACCCACGACUCUAUCAUGGAAAUAUGCGACGACUACAGUUUGGAUAAUAACGAGUACUUCUUCGACAGACACCCCGGCGCCUUCACCUCCAUCCUAAACUUCUACCGAACUGGGAAGUUGCACAUGAUGGAGGAGAUGUGCGCCCUCUCCUUCAGUCAAGAGCUUGACUUCUGGGGCAUAGAUGAGAUCUACCUAGAGUCCUGCUGCCAGGCCAGGUAUCACCAGAAGAAGGAGCAGAUGAACGAAGAACUCAAAAGAGAAGCCGAGAACAUGAGAGAGAGGGAAGGAGAAGAGUUUACUACCACAUGUUGUUCUGAAAAGAGGAAGAAACUCUGGGACCUUUUGGAGAAGCCCAGCUCAUCGUUUGCUGCUAAGAUCCUGGCCAUUAUCUCCAUCCUCUUCAUUGUGUUGUCCACCAUUGCCUUGUCUCUGAACACCCUCCCAGAGCUGCAGGACACAGAUGAGUUUGGCCAGUCCACAGACAACCCACAGCUGGCCCAUGUAGAAGCUGUGUGCAUCGCCUGGUUCACCAUGGAGUACCUGCUCCGUUUCCUCUCUUCUCCCAACAAAUGGAAGUUCUUUAAGGGUCCUCUGAAUAUUAUUGAUUUGCUGGCAAUCCUGCCCUACUAUGUCACCAUCUUCCUGACAGAGUCCAACAAGAGUGUACUGCAGUUUCAGAAUGUGCGCCGUGUGGUUCAGAUUUUCAGGAUCAUGCGUAUUCUGCGUAUCCUGAAGCUGGCUCGUCACUCCACAGGGCUUCAGUCUUUGGGCUUCACCCUUAGAAGGAGCUACAAUGAGCUGGGCCUGCUCAUCCUUUUCCUUGCCAUGGGUAUCAUGAUCUUCUCCAGUCUGGUGUUCUUUGCUGAGAAAGAUGAAGAAGAUACCAAGUUUAAAAGUAUUCCGGCUUCCUUUUGGUGGGCCACUAUUACUAUGACCACAGUAGGCUACGGAGAUAUCUACCCAAAAACUCUAUUGGGAAAGAUAGUAGGGGGGUUGUGCUGUAUUGCUGGGGUCUUGGUUAUUGCCCUACCAAUCCCCAUCAUUGUAAAUAACUUCUCUGAAUUUUACAAAGAGCAGAAGAGGCAGGAAAAAGCCAUCAAAAGACGAGAGGCACUGGAGAGGGCUAAGCGAAAUGGUAGCAUUGUCUCUAUGAACAUGAAAGAUGCGUUUGCCCGCAGUGCAGAGCUCAUGGAUGUAAUGGUGGAAAAAACUGAUGAAACCAAGGAGAAAGUACAUGAUAAUCAUGUGUCUCCAAAUCCACUGAGAGGGACACCCAAACUGAGGUCACCUCAGACCAACCCCACCACUCCCACCAAGACCCUUGAGUCCAGCUACGAAGAGCAUGCCAAGCCCUCUAGCAGUCCUCAGCAUCUCAGUGUAGAGAAACUGGAGGAGAUGUAUAACAAGAUGGCCCUGACACAGUCACAACCAAAUCUGAACAGCAAGGAAAAAGGACCACCGUCCAAAGUGGUCAAGCAGAGGGCUGAACUGGAGAUGGGGAGCAUCCCGACACCAGCCAUCUCCAGCACAGUGGAGGCAGUGACAGACAUGAGGAGCAUGUCAAGCAUCGACAGCUUCAUCAGCUGUGCCACUGACUUUCCUGAGAGCUCCCGCUUUUCCCAGAGUCCUGUCAAUACCAAGCCAGGGAGGGUCAGCACUAACCCUAGCCUGGAGCCCACCAUAGAGAACGAGCACGAGGGAUCCCAGGCCACUACACCCCAGACAGGACGAAGUAACCAGCCAAGCCCAUAUUCUGACACCCAGAGACGCCUGCAGGUCAACAACCCACUCAAGAGCCACUCGCUCAAAGUCAAUUUCAGAGGCGGCGAGGAUUCAGGUACAGGACCCCUGUCAGACAGCUCAUCAGUCCAGAGCCCUGAGGUUUCUGUCUACACAACUGCCAGCAGCAGGACACCCAGCAAAAGCCCGGAAAAUCUACGGCCAGGCAUUUUCACAUUCCAUGACUCAUCCAUCAGUAAGUUCAUCGACGCAGACACGGAUGAGGAGGAGCACCUACAUGAUGGUUCAGGCACCAACCCAUCCCAAAGACUCUUAGAGAAAGCCAGCCCCAAAUUUGGCCAUCACUCCAGCUUCCAGCAAGGGUCCAACCACAUGGAGGGCCUGCAGAGGAAGCUGGGAAACAGCACACUGCCAUUAGAGGGGCAGGAGAACCAUGUGGCUCAGGAACUACAGCCACUUCAGGGGGAGAAGAGUCACUCGAAUGCUUAAAGUUACGUAUAAAUGAGAGACUGUGGUGGAAAGACUGGAGAGAAGGAAGUCGAUAAGAAGCACAGUGAACUCAACAAAACUGAACUUUCUGAAAAAUAUGAGGGCACUGAAAACAUUUGAGAAGAAUUACACUUCAAAAUACUUUCCACUUAAAAUAUCCAGUCACUGUCAAGGAUGGAAAAAGUUUUGUGUUUUGCUCUGAAACAUUUCUGUGAAGAAAUAGCAGGACUCUGAUGUAAGAGGUUUUAAAAUGUCCCUUUGACAAUUUUUACCAUUUCUGUGUUUGUUUCAGCCCAGAUUAACAUGUAAUAAUUACAGCCUAUAAAGUAACAAGUACAUAUAUUAUUCUUAGCAAAUACCUAUUUUUCUGACUACCCUUAUAACCAGUAGCAAAAGCUGUCAGAUCAGUAGCAAACCUCAGCGGGCAUUUUAAACACAGCACUGCAAACUGGGACAAACCUAACACUCAGACCAUUUCAAUAACUAUGUAUGUUGUAAUAUAAACCAGGGGGAUACAUUUUUCUUUAAGUUUUGGUCUUUUAAUGUGAUAUUACCAAGGCCACGUGUUGGGAAAAUGUAAAAUUUGUUUCCUAUAAUUUGUUUCCUUUAACUUCCUUCCUUAAAACUGGCCUUAGUUCAUAUUGUCUCCUGUUUUAUGUUUGUUUUUGUGUGAGUGAGAGCGAGAACGACAGACAGAACAUACAUAUAAAAGUGAGGGCAAUGAUUUUCUUUCAUAUCCAGUAUAUUUAUUAAUAUGUAAUGUUUAUGGUCUCUUGUCUUAAGUGUGGACUUGAAGAGAAUCAAGCAUUUCCAUUUGUUUCCGUCCAACAGCAGUAUAGUGUCUUGCUUGUUGAUAUUUUUACUGCACAGAAAGACACUGUGAGGCUGCGUCCAUUGAUUUCCGUCUCGCUCCCAUUUUGCCGAACUCCUGGCAAGAGAGAGCACCUUAACAUAAUAACUAUUUUAUCAUAAACAAAAACUCUUUAUUAUGAUUUGUUUACUUAUUUUGCUUGUUUCUCUAUGACUCUGUGUGGCCCUCAUUGUGGGUAAUCUGAGUUCAUCUUUGAAGCUGACGAAAAUGAAAAAAGUCUUGUGUUAUUUCACACAACGUCUCAGAGGUGUUUUGGAGGAGGCAUCAUUCCAAUUGUAGCUGACAAACUCAACUUUAGAUAAAAUAAAAUGAGUAUCAUUAUAGCUGGAAGGAAGCUCUGAAAAUCACUGGGAGUUUCUAAGCUGAACUUCCAGUUGUGUAAGAAUGUGAAUAUUGUACAUGAGUAACUACAAAAGUAGAAUAUUACAAACAUACACAUUUAUUGUACAAGGUAAAGAAUCAAAACAAUUUAUAUUUUUAAGAUAUUUUCUAAAAUUAUGGACUCUUAGACAAAUAUAUUGUGCUAAUCUCAUAGUUUUGCAUUUCAAUAUAUGUAUUGCGUUAUUUUGAUGGAGUUGCAUUUCUUAGACAAUACACUGUAGUGGUUAAAUUUGUAAUGUUUGCUAAUGUCUCCCUGUACGUGUCCGUCCCUCCGUCCUUUGUGCAAUGUGAAGAACCAAAGAACUGUUCUGUCUGAUAACUCAUACAGAUUAUAGUAGGUUAUACUGUUAGAUCUAUAAAUGUUAGAAGUGUAAGCAUUCCUUCUUUAAAAAGCAGACUCCGGGAUAUUUCAGGGAGCCAUACUUGCUUAUUCGGUUUCAAACAUGUAAGCUGGAGUGUGCACAGAUAAGAGGACUGGCCUCUGCGGAAGAAAGCUGUUGACAAGAGAUCAAAAAGAAAAGGAGAUGGAACAUGAAGAGGAAACAUAGCACUUUAUUUUACACCCAUUUCAAAAGCUAAUUUGAUUAUUUACACACUGUAGAACAUGGAGAGUGGUUUGCUUCCAGAAAUCCAAAACAUUAUGCUCAUAUGAGUUCACAUGAUAUCUCUUAAAAACAAAGCCACCUUGCAGCGACAGUCUGCCACCCAGAGGUACCUCGUGUGUCUGUAGACCCCUUUAGGUCAAAUAAUACUCUGCUUUCUGCUUAUUCAAAAAAUGUGACCUUUAUGGAUGCUGAUCAUCUGGUUGUUACUAACAAAAGCAUGAUUUUACAACAAUUUCUUAACUUUACAUAUCAUGCAAGCAUGCUAUAAUGCAUAUAUUUUAGUAGCAAGUUAAUGUAUUUAGGUUGUUCACUCUAUAUGUUUUGAUUACUGCAAUCAUUACACUUAAUAUGGGUUAGAUAUUUUUGUGCCUUUGCUUUUAACCAACAUCUGCCCCGUACACUGAACCUGUCACUAUUUCCUGUCUAUUAGAGUCUGAAUUACAAUUAAACAAACUGUACAAAAAGGAUAAAAAAAACACAGACUGAUAUUUGUCAUGUCUACCCGCAACACAGUCUGUAUUUCCUGUGCACUUACAUUAGUGUGGUGCACAUUUACAUGAAAAAGGCCCAGUCCUCGAAAAACAAACAGGUGUGGACUCAGUAGUGUGAAAGACCACUGUUUCCAUGGUGAUGGCUGAGAUGACUGGAGAGCUCACAUUUGAUGCAAACCAGUAGCCUAAUUUGUAGAUUUUGGGUCCUUAAAGACGUCAAUUUAGACUAAUUGCAGAUUCACUUUGUUUCUAUUCUAUGUUCUUUAAUUCAUCUCCUUCUUAACCCUCAACCUCACCUGUGGCAUCAGCAGUAAAGUCUCAGUUAUUACACACAUUAUGGAAACCCAUGUAAACUGGAUCUUGGGUCUUCGUAUCAGACCGACACAUCGUCCCCUUAUUUCAAACCUAUUACUAUUACAUGCACACAGAUAUUGUGAAAGACAGUUUGACCACAGCUGCAGUCAUAAUCCCCUGAAGCAAAGGUGCCGUCACUAUGCGUAUGGCCACUAUGAAGCUUCUGUGGAGGAAGGGGGGUGUGAAAUGUGAAUGGAAUAAGAACAAGCAUUUUGUGACAGUGAGCGGAGUAGAAAAGCUGUCAGCUUGAUCACAACUGACAUACCUAAUGAUGGCUGUUACUCUGCGACUUCUCCUCAUGUCCAACUGCAGCCUGGAUAACUCUUAACCCAGACAAGCUGACCAUUUAAAGGUUCAGUGUGUAAGAUUUAGGGAGUCCAGAAUAUAUAGUAUUGAAAAUGAUGCUUUAAUUUGUUUAUAAUCACCUGAAACUGUGAAUUGUUGUUUGCGUUACCUUAGAAUGAGCAGUUUACAUCUACAAAUGGAGCGGGUCCGCCAUUUUGCACUGCCAUGUAUCUACAGUAUGGAGCGGGCUUCUUAUUUUUUAUAGCAGAUGGUAUCCAGCAUUAAGCUGCAUUACUGUCACCACUGCCAGAGUUAAUAUCUAGAACAGACAUACCAAACACUAGCCAUGGUAAAGUCCUCUUGCAUUUUAAGAGGCCACUAUAAGGUGGCAACUUCACUGCGCUAUUCCACUAAAUAUCACACACUGAACCUUUAAAAAGCAUUAUGUUAAUUAGAAAAUAGAAGUUUUGUGAGCUAAUUCUGCUCUCUUAGGGGGAAAGACUUUUAGCUAUUAUAUUUUGUUAUUGUGAAAGUAAAGUAUGAAGUGAGAUCAUGAACACAGCACUAACAUGUUUCCAUUACAGAGAUCAGCUCUGCGUUGGAGUCUGUAGUGCAGAAUGACGGUGCAAAAAUGACAGUUGGGUUGAGGCAUCCUUUCUGAGGAUGUGUUCAUUUCUGGGAUUCUAUAAAUAUCAUCCUGGGUUUGCAAAGGGGGGGUCCCAGCCAGCAGGAAAGGCUCAGUUACACCAAUGUCUUUGGUCCGAAGGUGUCACAGAGCCCAGAAAUACAAACUUUGAAACUAAAGAGCCUGGCUGAGGCGGAUAAGGAGGCUGUUCAGCUUGCAGGAACUAUACAAACAGUCACUGGUAUGUGGGAUUUGUUGCGGCCCCUUAACAUUGCAUGGUAAUGGGAUAAAACUGUCAAACUGACAAAUGGUCAAAUGACUUUCACUACUGAAGGCAUUAGAGGCAGAAGAUAGAAAAAGUGUGCGUGUAUGUGUGGGUGGGGGGUGUUAACAAUAUGAAGAUUCAUUAGCAUUCGUCACACAACAGUUAAACAUGCAGUAAAUAGUGACAAAUCUGUGGAAUUGAGCCUCUCACCGUGGUGGAUUACUUCAAAACAAGCCAUAGGCAGAAUAAAUGGUUACUACUCUUUUCUCUGUUGGAUGAAUGUUAAGAAUGUCCUUAUUGCUUUUUAUAUGUUUUUAUGUUUUCUGAACUGCACUUUAUUGAUUUGUCUAGUGUCUGUGCAAAUAAAAAAGGUAACAGUCUUGCAAACGCUACACAUUUCUUGUAAUACAAUUUCCAAAAGCACAAGGUACAAUUAUAAUAUUAUUAAGUAACCAUUUCCUUUAAGCACAAUAUGCCACACAAGAGGUUAAAAGCCAAAUACAGACAUGUAAUUUCAUUUUCAGACUCUUCCCCCCUUCUUCAGGGAGUUAAUCACCUCUGUUCAGCUCAAACAGGUCUGUAUGCUGCCCUUAUUGUGUCUGGGGAGAUGUUUGUUUUGUAAAGUUUCAUACUUGACUUUGUAGAAGAUUAUCUUUGUGAUUUCCUGUUGUUUGACACAUGUAGCGCUAUUAAACUUUGACACACAGAACCUGUAAAUAUCAUCUAAAAAAGCUAUAGGGAAAUGUCUAUGAUCAUUUUGAAGCAGUUUUCUCCUUUUACUGACUGAUGCUUAAUAAAAGACAAUAAACAAG
Sphaeramia orbicularis (orbiculate cardinalfish) is the source of this 7511-nucleotide messenger RNA. Its product is annotated as potassium voltage-gated channel subfamily B member 1-like. NCBI's taxonomy places the organism in Eukaryota, Metazoa, Chordata, Actinopteri, Kurtiformes, Apogonidae. The coding region runs from base 417 to 2822 and encodes 801 amino acids. Gene Ontology annotation, cellular component: membrane; voltage-gated potassium channel complex. The record is from RefSeq and is a predicted model, not a curated record. The transcript has 3 exons. Gene Ontology annotation, molecular function: protein binding; delayed rectifier potassium channel activity. Gene Ontology annotation, biological process: protein homooligomerization; action potential; potassium ion transmembrane transport.